AAGCCGACGAAUCCGGGCGGAGGUUUCAGCCUCGGGGUUCAAUUUAUUUAUAGAGGCUUGUGCUUUGAAAACUGGAGGCGAUUUGGCUGGCAUCCAGCAAGGUGUCCACAUAUCACCGAGGAAUAUUCAUUUUUACGUUGUAAAUCCGACGAACCAUCGACAUUUCAGGGGAAUUAAAAAUAAAUAAAUUCGACCGAACGACUCAUAAUUUACGAGAACGAGCCAUGGGGAUGGGACACAGUUUGCACCACCAGAGAGAUUACGAGCCUCCACCCUUGCCCUCGCCAUUCGGUCCCGGAGGGCCUUUCCAGGGUUUCCCCAGGACCUCGAGGGCCUCCCAGAUGUCCUCCCAAUCGUCCGUGGGAUCAAAUCCGCAGAAUCAAGAGUCAAGACCUCGGGACAGUCAUCGCCAUGACGAAUGGUGGCACCAGCCCACACCCAUCAACCUACGCCAACCACAGGAGGCCUUGCUGACUUACGCAACCCAGAUGACCGGUUGGCAAUCAGAAUACGCAUCGGGAGUACCCGUACACCAGGAGGCGAUGGAGCUCACGAGGACAGUCUCGACUUUGGCAGCGGCGAAUCAGCAGUUGGCAGCAGCUCACAGUGCACUCCUGGGACAGCUGGAGGGACUCUACCUGGAGUUGAGUAAGGAGAGGGAGGGAAAUUUGAAAAAGUGGGAGGACGACCUGAGGAGGAGGGUGCAGGUGAUCGAGGGGGUGAUGGGGAGGUGUCAGUGUGCAGUGGAGGAUGACUGGAGGUCUGUCAAGAAGAAGAGGGCCGACGGGGAUGAGGAGUACGUCAGGAGGGAAUACCAGAGGGCUGUGGAGAGAAUUCGCGUGCUUGAGGCUGAGUUGAGAGGCGGGAGGGAGGAGGAUAGGGCUGGAGGACUUGUCCGGGAGGUCAGGAGGCUCAGGGAGGAGCAGAUCGAGACCAAAGAGGUGAAUAAGAGGCUCAGGAGAGAGUUGGAGAGGGUCCGGAGGGAUUACGAGAUAUCGAAAGAAAAAUUAAAAUCGAUGGAGAAUUCACGAGGGGAUUGUCCUGACAGAAGGGUCGAGGAUGCGGGGACUUUGUUGAAGGAGAAUUCUAUUCAGACUGAUGAAGUGGAGAGACAGGGGGAGCUGGAGGAGUCUCUCAAGGAAAUAAAAAGACUGAAUGACAUAAUUGCGACUUUUAAGAGUGUUAAAAAUUCUGAUGCUGAGACAUCAACCGAGGAAGAGUCAGUGGAGCGACCGACUCUGGAGGACUUCAAAAAAGACUUGUGCCUGAAAAGAGAAGCGAGACAGCGAGCGAUAGCUGCAGUCUCUUCAGAGAUGGACAGACUGCGGAAGGAGUUGGACGCCGAGAAAGAGGCGCACUCGGAGACCUCGAAAGUCUUGGACCUCCUGAAGAGGCAGUCGGAGAGAAUCCCGAGAAAAAGCGAGACCUUGUCCAUCGGUACGACAACGACACCUCCGGAGGAGGAGAAAUCACCCUGGUCAGAGCCCAAUUCCAUUCAGAAAGACGCUCAACGUCUCACGGAUGUUCUUAAAGUGUCGGACGAAUUACGAAGUUGCAUCAGACUCCAGAUCGAGAAGAUCGACGAUCUGCGGUAUCACCUGGAGUGCGAACCCGAGACGAACGCCCACAGGAUCGAGACAUUGAAGGAAAUCGCGAGCUCCAAUAGGGACAGCUUCGAGACACGUGAGCACCAGAUGAAUCGUUUGAAGAACAUCUUGUCUCAGAUAGUGGCUAGACUGGGGGAUGACAAAUUCAGGAUUGAUGUCAAUGAGGACUUGAGGACUGAACAUGAUCGUCAGGUGGAAGACGUCCGAAGGCUUAAGGGACUCUACGACGAGAGGAUGCGAGUGCUGGUGGACUUGAAGGAUUCAGCAUCCAAAGAUCUUGUGAGUACUCGACACAAAUUCAAAUCCUUGAUGAAGGAGAAAGAGGCGAUGGACGAGGAACUCAAGAAGGCCGAGGAGAAGAUGGACGCACAGGAUACAGAAGUGUCGAAUCUGGAGUCACAGCUGGGGCUGACCAAAGCAGACUGCAGGGACUUGCAGAAUCAGAUGUCUUUGAUCAACAGUUUAUUCUCGCAGAUGCUCCUAAGUGCCUCCUCCGCGGACAUGGAUCUGGACAGGCUGACGCAGUUGCUGCAGGAGAAUCAUGAUUUGAUUAGUGAUAUGGCCCGUGAAGAGGGCACAGAGGCUGCAGCUCUGCCAAAACUCCUUCUGGAUCUUGUGGAACAAGUGGAGGGACGAGAGAAGUCCAAAACCAUUGAGGGAGGCCCUGACAAGAAGGAAGAGGACGCCCAGGAGGAGAGCAUCGCUAAUAAUCUCCCCAAGGUCUGGAAAGUCCUCACUGAGCUACUCAGUUGUCAUGCCGCUGGAUCCUCUGCUUCUACCUCAUCUGCUCUACUAUCCAACGAUCCAAACAGCUGUUACAAAUCCGUCGACACUCCCACUGGGCCGAGACUCGUUAUUUCUGUCAGCAAGACUUAUAUUCGAUUGAAGGAACUCAUCCUCGAGAAGAAACAUCUGGAGAAGGAGAUGGGGAGAAUGAAGCAACUCAAUUCUCAUCUGGAGAGCAAACUGGGAGAACAGGAAAAGAGACUGUCAACAGUAUCUGAUGAAUUGAGCAAAACGUGGAAUGUGGUGGGUCGAAUGCAGGCGCAGCAUCAGCAGCUCCAUACACACGAGAAGAUUCUGCGCUAUGAGCUCCAGCAGAAGCGGAAGAUGCUCCAGGAGUUGAAGCAAGAGCUGGAGUACUGUCGGGAAAAAUGGGAGUCAGCGAGGCAGAAAAACACCAACACCGAGAUUGAGUGGAAAAACCUGAGGAGAGAAUUUGCAGCUAGAAAGGCGCUGGCACACGAUUCCUUCAACAAUAGAAAUUGCGGUUUUAGUGCCGAAAGUGGUUUCAGUGAUGAUCGUUGCGACGAUUCGGAUGAUGAGGAGGGAGAGGCCGAGGAGAGGGUGCGCGCAGGCCCACGCCGAAGGACUAGAAAGGAGAAUCCAAGGGCGCCAACUCCAGAUACCGAAUCCGAGCAGCCGACAGAUACCGAAGUAUCAGACCCAAAGACCGAAUCUCCUGAUCAGAGGACUCCGACCCCGGAGACCUCGGACAGCUCCUCCACAGAGUCCUCCAAGGGCCCUCAGAACCUCCUGGACCGAGCCCUCGCCAACGUCAUUCAGAAUCUUAUUCAUGACAAUCAAAGCCCAAAUGAAGGGACUACACCUCUGAGGCCUUCAAGUUCCCAGCGAUCACCUCCAGAGGCCGAAUCGAAAAUGUCAGGUAACGAAGAGACCAAAAAUGAACCCGCAGAAACCACUCAAGACCAUUCAUACACAUCAAAUCAUCAACAUUCAGUACCUGAAGACACUGAUAAGACUGUAGAGGUCAGCCCUAAUCUCGUAUCUGUAUUUUCGAUCGGGCCCUUUCCAACAGCCGGUAAGACAGUUCAGUUCAGUGAUCCCCUGGUGGUGGGACCGUCUGGUGAUAUCCAGGAGUCUCUAUUCGGCCCUCCAACGGCUUCUGAAAGCCUCGAGGACACCUCGACAUUACGAAGUAAAGAAACAAUGCAGGAAAGUGGACUAAAAUCGGAUAAAGAGGAUGAUAAAGAAUUUCGAGAGAGGAUGGAGGAAUUAUCAGCGGAGGGAUCUGCAGCGUCAUCCUCGAGAGCCAAUAGGACGUCGGAGGAGGUACUGGCAGCUCGCGAUGCUAGGCUCAGGAGGUUGGAGGAGCAGGCCGAGUGGUUGAUGAAAAAAAUGAAUGCUACCAGUCGAAGAGGUUCUGCUCUGAGCACCAGGUUAGAGGAACUUCAUGAAGUCUAUGGGGAUAUUCCUGCCCCACCACCUAUGCCCGAUGUUCUACCUUCUGUGAGGAUUUCCACGGAUCACAAUGAGGCCGUAAUUGAUAAUUUGGUAUUUGUUAUUCAUUAUUUUAAUGCCAAUAUAACAUGACAUUAUUUUUUAUACCACUUCC
Molecule: messenger RNA, 3963 nt
Organism: Fopius arisanus
Lineage: Eukaryota; Metazoa; Arthropoda; Insecta; Hymenoptera; Braconidae
Product: rootletin
Exons: 10
Coding region: 225-3941 (1238 amino acids)
Source: RefSeq, a predicted model, not a curated record